AUGUCGUUCUCAAAUCUCGUCAACGAUCUCAGUUACCGGAAUCGCGGUGACUCGAACAACACCGACCGAACCGUCGACACCCGCCAGACACGAUCACAAUACUCUCGAGCACAAUCUUACGUCUCCACAGCCGCCACGAGCGUCAGCAUCAGCGGUGAUAUCUCAAGUCAACUCCAUGGCGGAUACUCACACCCACUGGCAAGAGCAUGGCAGGCAGAACGGCAGUUGACCAAGAGCAUGCUCAUCUAUCCCGUUUUCAUCACGGACAACCCAGACGAGGAGACCAGCAUCCCUAGUCUUCCCAAUCAAAAGCGCAUAGGCUUGAACCGCCUCGUUCCCUUCUUGACGCCGCUUGUCGCCAAAGGUCUCAAAAGUGUUAUGUUGUUUGGUGUGCCGCUACACCCUUCGGCAAAGGACACCCUCGGCACCGCAGCAGAUGACCCACAAGGACCUGUCAUUUCUGGUAUCCGAUUGCUACGACGGGCGUUUCCACAGCUCUUCAUCACCUGCGACGUCUGUCUCUGCGAGUACACAUCACACGGUCACUGUGGUAUCCUGCAUGAGGAUGGCUCGCUCAACAACAGCCUUUCGGUAGAUCGGGUCUCCGAUGUCGCCAUUGCCUACGCGCAAGCUGGAGCGCACUGUGUAGCACCCUCAGACAUGAACGAUGGACGCAUUCGUGCGAUCAAACUGAAGCUCAUCGAGGCCGGCAUCGCGCAUCGUAUUGUCCUCAUGUCAUACUCGGCCAAAUUCAGCGGAUGUCUAUACGGCCCAUUCCGUGAUGCGGCAGGCUCGAUUCCCAGCUUCGGUGAUCGCAAGUGCUAUCAGCUACCACCGGGAGGUCGAGGACUCGCACGUCGCGCCAUCGUCAGAGACAUUGCGGAAGGUGCCGACAUCAUCAUGGUCAAGCCUGCGACACAAUACCUAGACAUCAUUUCUGACGCAAAGGAAAUCGGCAAGGAUCUGCCCAUCGCAGCCUACCAUGUGAGUGGAGAGUAUGCCAUGAUCCACGCUGCCGCGCAGGCCGGUGUGUUUGAUUUGAAAACGAUGGCAUUCGAGGCGACGGAGGGAGUACUACGUGCAGGAGCCAGCAUCGUCGUGAGCUACUUCACGCCCGAAUUUUUGGAUUGGCUAGAAACCUAA
Dissoconium aciculare CBS 342.82 is the source of this 1143-nucleotide messenger RNA. Its product is annotated as delta-aminolevulinic acid dehydratase. The transcript has a single exon. The record is from RefSeq and is a predicted model, not a curated record. Gene Ontology annotation, biological process: heme biosynthetic process. NCBI's taxonomy places the organism in Eukaryota, Fungi, Ascomycota, Dothideomycetes, Mycosphaerellales, Dissoconiaceae. Gene Ontology annotation, cellular component: cytosol. Bases 1 to 1143 code for a protein of 380 amino acids. Gene Ontology annotation, molecular function: zinc ion binding; porphobilinogen synthase activity.